AUGGCUAGAGUAAGCGCAUCCCGUCGAUCUCACCACUCCACCAGCGGACCAACGCCCCCCCGAUGGCCGAUCCUCUUCUCCAUCCAAGGAAGGCACGAGAACGCACAUAUCAUGGACAUGUUCAUCGGAACAUCCAAGAAGGCGAAGGACCCCGAGUUGCCCCUCCUGCCCGCACACCCACACCCACACGGCAAUCUCCUGCCCUCCUCCCUCUCACACAGAAACCAACGUGCGAGUGAACACCAAACAAACACAGACACUCACCUAUCCCUCCCAUCCCUUGUCAUCCUCCACGCUGCCAACCGUCCCCUAUCCCUCAACACCAACUCCACAGGCCUGGAAAGCAACCACUCCCCGCCCUGGCUCUCGCUCCACACAGGCACAGUCUUGACUUGGUGCACUACACCCCCGAAACGGGUGGUGACGAUCCCUUCCCUGCUCUGGGGCGGGGGGAGCGUGAGCGGGAGGGGGAGGGUAAACGACGAUGAGGAGGGUAAAAGACUGCUUGUGCUUGUGCUUGGGGUGGAGCUCGCACCUGGGAGAGAGGGGGCAAGUGCCCAGGAGUCGAAGUUGUGCGUCAUUCGGUUAUGUAUGCUCGGAGCAGGCUGUUGUGGGGUGGGUGGGGAGUGGGGGGAGGUGCCGCUGAUACUGGAACGUUGGGAUGGCUACGAACGAGACGAGUACUCGGUACUGGUACUGGUACUGGUUACCGCACUGGACUGCACUGGUACUGCCCUGGUACGGUAA
Molecule: messenger RNA, 747 nt
Organism: Dacryopinax primogenitus
Lineage: Eukaryota; Fungi; Basidiomycota; Dacrymycetes; Dacrymycetales; Dacrymycetaceae
Exons: 1
Coding region: 1-747 (248 amino acids)
Source: RefSeq, a predicted model, not a curated record